Messenger RNA from Funneliformis caledonium, 1329 nucleotides. Lineage: Eukaryota; Fungi; Glomeromycota; Glomeromycetes; Glomerales; Glomeraceae. The record is from the annotation of a GenBank genome assembly.
AUGUCUAAACGAAUGCUCUUCUUGAUGUCAAUAACAUUAUUAACGUUAAAUACUGUAAAUGCAUUUCGUGGACAAGGAAUGCUCUUCCUUGAAUCGGAUUUCAAGGCGUGCGGAGAAAGUGAUGGGGAUAAAGACAUGUUUUGUGCAUUAAAUAGUGCUCAAUUUAAUGACUGUGGCAAACAUAUUAAAAUAAAAGGACCAAAAGGAAAUGCCAUAGUAAAAGUAAAAUAUGAAUGCCCGACAUGUUCUUUUGGUGAUUUGGGCUUGUCACCCGAAGUUUUGAGUAAAAUUGCUAAUCCUGAUGAUAAUGAAAUACCCAUUACUUGGUCAUUCAUAGGUGAAAGUGAUGGGUUUAAUCAUGGACAUAGAAAUGUACCAAAAGUUGUCCCUAGAGCAGAAGAACCUGCACCUGAGGCUCCAAAGGACGAACCUAAAGAAACGGAUGAAAAAGAGGCACCAAAAGACGAACCUAAAGAAACGGAUGAAAAGGAAGCUCCAAAGGACGAACCUAAAACUGAAGAAAAGGAAGCUCCAAAGGACGAACCUAAAACUGAAGAAAAGGAAGCUCCAAAGGAAGAACCUAAAGAAUCGGAAGAAAAGGAAGAUCCAAAGGACGAACCUAAAGAAAAGGAAGUAAAAGAAGCUCCAAAGAAAGAACCUAAAGAAAAAGAAACUCCAAAGGAAGAACCUAAAGAAACGAAAGAAAAAACUCCAAAGGAUACACCUAAAGAAAAUGAAGCACCCAAGAAAGCGCCAAAAGAAAAAGAAACAACUAAGAAAGCGCCAAAAAAAGCACCUAUACAAAAUCCUAAAGUCAUAGCAAAACCAAAAGGAAUUAAGGUAGCACAAGAUAAGAUAGGUAUUACACCGGUUAAAGUAAAAAAUAAUCCAAAAGUAUCGAAAGGUUUAGGAACAGGUGGUAAAAGCGCAAAAUUAGUAGAUGAUAAUAAAUCAACAUUAAAAUUUGGUAAAGAAAAAGAGAAAAAAGCAAAUAACGUUUCUACAAAAUUUGGUGCCGGUGAUCCCAAUGUUUUUAUAGCAAAUAACGCAUCAAACCAUAAAAAAACUACAUCUACUAAUGAUGAGGAUCCAAAUAUCGAUGAUGACGAAGACGACGAUAGCAGGGUUAUUCCAGCUACUCCAACUACUACUGAUCAAGUAUUAAAUGAAAAUAAUAAUGACCAAUUUCAAAACGAAAUUAAUAUUAAUAAACAGUUACAACCUCAAAAUCAUCAAUACAGUUCCAAUUCGAUGAUGAAAUUAGAACUGUUUAGUAAUAAAUUCACUUUUAUUACUGUUUUAUUAGCCGUUACUUAUUUAUUCGAUUAA